This is a messenger RNA of Macrosiphum euphorbiae (potato aphid), 609 nucleotides long. The record is from the annotation of a GenBank genome assembly. Lineage: Eukaryota; Metazoa; Arthropoda; Insecta; Hemiptera; Aphididae.
AUGCCCAGAUUAACAAAAAAUCAAACCAAACGAUGCAAUGUACCAGCAGAAAAUGAAGAAGAAUAUUAUAGACGUGCCAUUUUUAUUCCAUGGCUAGAUUCUUUUAUAAAUAAUAUAUCCGACCGAUUUUUAAAGCAUAAAUGUAUUAUUAAAAGUUUUAAGUGUCUUUUACCAACUGGAAAUUCUCCUAAUCAAACAGAAAAAUCACAGUAUUUAAAACUUUUAGAAUUUUAUAAAAAUGAUAUACCAGAAAAUGGUGUUAACGCUGCAGUAGCCGAAUUUGAUUUAUGGUAUCAAAAAUUCCAAUGCCCAAAUCAUUCAUUACCACAUAAUGCAAUCGAUGCAUUAAAUUUGUGUAAUGAUACUCUAUUUGAAACUAUAUUUAUACUUUUAAAAAUAUUCUCAACAUUGCCUGUUUCGACCAGUACAACAGAAAGAUCAUUUUCCAUUUUGAAAAGAAUAAAAACAUACUUGAGAAAUACAAUGAGUCAGAAUCGACUGAAUGGUUUAGCUAUGCUUCAUAUUCACAGAGAAAUAGAUGUUCAAACUUCAGAAGUACUCUCAGUAUUGGGGAAAAAAGGACCAAGGCAUCUCAACUUUAUAAUUUAA